AUGAUAUCGCCCAGACACCUGCUGCAAUUAGGAUUCAUCUGGUUUUGCAACUUGAAUGGGAUUACUACUUUCUUCAUCUCCUCGGGAAGACUACGACAGUCCCGCGUUCUGACCUGCUAUCGGAUAAUUCACAAUUUCCUGGUGAUUAUCUUGACGAUAAAGUUUCAGAUGGAUUUCUGGCACUUUAGUGCCGCUUCUUUCGACGAGUCCCCGCUCGUGAGACUGGCUGCUAUCACCUAUUUCGGCCUUGUUUUUCUAUCCCUAAUCAGUUGCAUGGGUUGUGCCCAUCGACGUCAGGACCGGAUUCGUAAUAUGAUUAUAAAACUCCAGGACAUGGAGGUGAUGACCAGAUCCAGGGGUUACAGAUUGCUUAAAAGUCAGAAGCGAUUUCUAAAUAUUCUCUUGAUAACCGUGACUCUCCUGCUAAUCCUUCGACUCGCCAUCCAUGCUUUCCUGAAUGUCAGUCGAUUUUUGAGAGGAAACCAUAAUCCCUGUAAUUGUUUCCUGUCCGAAUGCAUGAUCUUCGCCACGAACUCAUUGGCUUUUGGCCUUAUGCUGGAGAUCUGCAGGAAUUGGUGGCGUCUGCAAUCGGGUCUGGAAAUAGUGAUUAUGGAUCCAAGACCUUUCUCGGAUCAGUUUUGCCGUUUGCGCAAGCUGCAGUGCAUGUUCCAGUGUCUGAUCAAUAUGACAGAAGAGGUUUGCAUGGUUUUUAGGUUUGUUUUUCUGUGCUACUUGUUAAGAAAUGUUUGGAGUGGCAUACGGGUGGGAUACAUGCUCGUUCGAGUCUGCCUUGGCCACAGUGCCAUUGAAUCAGAGCUGGAGUAUCUGCAGAUGGUAUUCAUCAUCUGUAUACAGCCACUUCUCUUCUCGUUGAUGAUGAAUACUUUGACGCACACCAUUGAUACAAUUUUGGAGGCCACAAAGGAUGUGAUCAGGGGGCUUUAUAGUCGGGAUAAGCUAAUGGAGAGAAGUAUGGAAUGGUUCUCCUUGCAACUGGCGGAGCAACACACUUAUGUCCAUAUCUUUGGGACUUAUCGCAUGAAUCGAAGCUUGGCCUUUGACGGCUGCUCGGUUAUUCUGCUACAUGUCAUUUAUAUGGUGCAAAGUGAAUAUACUUCAAUGUUUUAA
Drosophila eugracilis is the source of this 1128-nucleotide messenger RNA. Its product is annotated as putative gustatory receptor 85a. Gene Ontology annotation, biological process: sensory perception of taste. The coding region runs from base 1 to 1128 and encodes 375 amino acids. The record is from RefSeq and is a predicted model, not a curated record. Lineage: Eukaryota; Metazoa; Arthropoda; Insecta; Diptera; Drosophilidae. The transcript has 3 exons. Gene Ontology annotation, cellular component: membrane.